AUGGCAAAGUUGUAUGCAAUUGUGUUGAUCGCACUAGCAAUUGUGCAUGCAAGUGCAAGAGAUGUUCCAAAUGAUAAUACAAAACCUAUUGAGAAAGAGACGGUGGUGAAAACUGCUUAUGCUCCGGCGGCGCACGGUGUCGGUGAUGAGAAAAACUUCAUAGCUUAUGGCGGCGGCGUUGGUGGCUGGGCUGGCAUUGGCUACGCCGGUGGGAUACCGCUGAUUGGCGGCGCAAGUGGAAUUGGAGGGGUAGGUGGGCUAGGGGGUUUGGGAGGGAUUGGCGGUGCUGCCGGUGGACUAGGCGGAGUUGGAGGCGCCGCCGGUGCAGGUGGUGUAGGCGGAAUUGGAGUUGGCGGCCAUGUUGUACCUUGA
Salvia splendens (bonfire salvia) is the source of this 372-nucleotide messenger RNA. Its product is annotated as glycine-rich protein 5. The transcript has a single exon. Bases 1 to 372 code for a protein of 123 amino acids. The record is from RefSeq and is a predicted model, not a curated record. Lineage: Eukaryota; Viridiplantae; Streptophyta; Magnoliopsida; Lamiales; Lamiaceae.